Molecule: messenger RNA, 618 nt
Organism: Lasiodiplodia theobromae
Lineage: Eukaryota; Fungi; Ascomycota; Dothideomycetes; Botryosphaeriales; Botryosphaeriaceae
Product: Integral membrane protein
Exons: 2
Coding region: 1-618 (205 amino acids)
Biological process (GO): Golgi to plasma membrane protein transport; protein localization to Golgi apparatus; Golgi to endosome transport
Cellular component (GO): Golgi membrane; trans-Golgi network
Source: RefSeq, a predicted model, not a curated record
AUGGCUCGCCGCCGUCGACCCCCAAGGCCUGGCGCGCUCGCGGAUGUCGCCCCGUUGCGCAUCUUGACCCAGAUCGUCCUCCUCCAGCUCGCCUACUAUCUGUCUGCCGCCGUCCUGAUCGUCUUCACCGCCCUCGUUGCAGGCCGCGACGUCAGCCUCGACCUUCUGCUCAGCUGGCGCAGCCUGCGUGGUGACGUGACUGUCGGCUGGAUGCUGGGGCUUGUGUGGAUGCUCAACAGCUUGAUCUGCGUCAUAUACCUUCUCCUACUAGUUGCGCGCUCGAAACUGAUACCCGACUUCGCCCUCACCAUCCACUUCCUCCACCUCAUCAUCACCUCGCUGUAUUCGCACUCGAUACCGUCGCACUGGCUGUGGUGGACCGUCCAGCUGGCAAGUGCUGCUUUGAUGACGUUUCUGGGAGUGUGGAGCUGCCAGUGGAGGGAAUUGCAGCCCAUCAACUUCGGUGGAGGCGGUGGCCCCAGUCGUCCGUCGAAACGUGUUGACGCUCCCGUCAACGACUCGCAGGAAGGCGAGGGCGCAAGCUACGGACGCGGCCGAGGCCGAGGAAGAGGGCAGUACGAAAUGGUGCCCAUCAAGGAAGCAGACGAGAAUGUGUAG